AUGUCGUCAGCAUUCAUCGGCCUCGAUGUCAAGCUCACACUUCACUCUAAGCCAGGCUCGCAUUUGCACGCAAAGAUCCUGUCCAUCGAUCAAUCCGCCAACACACUCACCGUUCAAAAGCAAGAUGGGUCCCAAGCCGUACUGAAACGCGCCGACAUUGCAAGCCUCGCUGCUGCCACUGCUCCCAAGCCCACUUCGGCUGCAACCAAAGCGGCACCACCUGUUAGCAACCCUUCACGAUCCGACACUGCAACCCCAGCCAAGGCUCAAAGCAAACAGAAAAAGCACCAGGAACCCGAACAUGCUGCCGUUUCCAGCAAGCCGGCAGCAACGUCGACGCCAGCCUUUGUCGAUCCAGCCAUCAUGUCUUUUGAUCGUUCGUCCACUCCCGCCGCUCCUUCAUCAGAACAGAACGCUGCAAGCCACUUGCUGGCACCACUCCACGCCUCUGACCUGGCCGCCUCACGCUCGUCGACCCCCACUCGUUCACCUCAGCCCAAACAUGCUUCCACUGCAGCACCAACGGCCAAGUCGGCCAAAAAGAAGCAAGCCGCGCACACUCCCGUCUCGCGUGGCGGUAGCCCAGCAAUCCCCAAUGCAUCGCUCUCGGAUGACUUCGAUUUCAGCGCUGGCCUCAAAGCCUUUGACAAGAAAAAGAUCUGGGACGACAUUCGCGCUUCCGAUCACACCGACCCCGCUUCGCUCCUCGUCUCUCACAAUCGGAUCGUCAAUACUGGCGCCACAGAGCUUGUCCGUGGGCCAAAUGGCGUAGGACCUGCCAACUCUUAUUCGACACCUGAACGCGGAAGGAGCCACACGAAGAAUGGACAGCAAAAGCUGCGUCCCAACGAGAUGGUCUGCAGUCCGUCGCCCGAGCGAGCGCCUUCUCCGACUCCUAUCGCUCCACCUAAGCAACAGACCGUGGAAGCCCCCAAGCCAUCGCAGACUUCUACACCCGACAACGGCAAGCCCACGUACGAACAACUUGAGGAGAGGAUCAGGAAACUCGAGGCUGAGCUUGCACUGGCGAGGAGGCGCAACGUGCUGCUAGAAGAACUGGCCGGUCUCGGCCUGGGUGUCUCGACUCGCGCUGAUGCGGUUCCUGUUACAUCUUCUCCGCCUCACCCCGACACGAACGGCAGCAAGUCUUCAUCUCGACAGGGAGGCAGCUCUGUUGAUGCAGACGUGGCAGAGACAGAAAAGAGUCUUACCGGCCUAUCUCUGCAGCCGCAGUCCUCCAAGGCCGAAUCGAAGCCCGUCGGUCUCUCUAAUGCUCUCGCCGCCGCCGGUUUCGCUAUCUCUGCAAGCGAUGGAUCGGCAAACUCGACACCUGCUCCUGCCACACCCACCUCAAUCUCGGGCCCGGCAGCUGCCAUACCUGCAGAGGCUGAGUCCGAAAAGCAAGAGCCAUUGUUCGGACACAUUGUCGAUCCGCCCGUCCUCACCCUGCUCUUCCCGACGGCCGCACUGCAGCACGCCGCUCUGGCUCGCAUGGAGGCCUUUUACGAAUCCGACUCGAAAGCAAAACGCUACCUGAGCUUGCAGCAGGCUGCCGACGAACGCAUCUGCCGCAACUACCAGGGCUUUAACUUCCCCAUCCGUCAAGGCGUGCUCAAAUGGCUCGAGGCUAUGUUCGAGGCCACCGGCAGCGAUGAGGACACGCCCAAAUGGUGGACGGCGCACUGCUCGUCGGAGGAGAAUCAGCUACUGGACCUGCUGGUCUCGCUGAACGCAAUCUCACCCUACGAGGGCGCUACUUCUCGCAACGCGGAUGCUGCAAACGGCGAAAUGAGCUAUGUCAUCUCGUGCGUCGCCUCGCAGGCCCACUCGACGCUUCCGCACGAACUGCUGCACGCGCUCUACUUCCUCUCGCCCUCGUACCGUGCGUUUGUCUCGCGCCAGUACGCGUCCCUCUCGUCGGCGAGCAAAAAGGUCAUCGAGACCGACCUGGGUAUGCGCAAGUACUCGCCCUCGGUGUUCGAAGACGAAUUCCAGGCCUACCUCGCCGAGGGUCUGGGGACGGAAAAGGAGUUCGGCAACAAGCCAGCCGCCGAGUGCAAGGACAUUGCUCAGCAGUUGCGUCAAGAGGUGACUGCUAAAUGGAAAAAGUUGGGCCUGGAUCUCGAGAGCGGCAAACAGCAGGAGAAGUGGGAAGACGUCAAGUGGCAGACGCUCGACAGGUACGCUGCUGUGCAGAAGGCGAGUAAGAAGAGUAAGGCGGCGGCGGCGGCGGGUAGCCCCGCGAAGGGCAAGGGUGGCAAGAAAAGCAACAAGUGA
This is a messenger RNA of Sporisorium graminicola, 2277 nucleotides long. RefSeq lists its product as uncharacterized. The record is from RefSeq and is a predicted model, not a curated record. Lineage: Eukaryota; Fungi; Basidiomycota; Ustilaginomycetes; Ustilaginales; Ustilaginaceae. The coding region runs from base 1 to 2277 and encodes 758 amino acids. Gene Ontology annotation, biological process: deadenylation-independent decapping of nuclear-transcribed mRNA; P-body assembly. Gene Ontology annotation, cellular component: P-body. Gene Ontology annotation, molecular function: mRNA binding. The transcript has a single exon.